AUGGAGACCACAUUAGGCGAGACGUUCGUCGACAUCUUUAUUCCAUUGUCGGCGGCUCUAGGCAUAGCAUUCGCUCUCUACCAAUGGGGCGUCGUAAGCAGGGUGAAGCUAACAGCGCCGCUGAGCGUGUAUGGCUUGGAGGAUGGACAAGCGGAUAACGUGGAUCAGCAGAUCGCGGAGAUUCAAUAUGCCAUUUCAACAGGAGCGACGUCGUUCCUAACAACGGAGUACAAGUACCUAGCGGCAUUCAUGGCGUUCUUCAGCGUCCUCGUCUUCCUCUUCCUCGGAUCCGUCAACACCUUCAGCACGUCCUGGCAGCCCUGCGAGGACAACCCCUCGCAGCUCUGUGCGCCCUCGCUCGCCAACGCAUUCUUCACAACUGUCGCCUUCAUUCUCGGCGCGCUCACCUCGACGCUCUCCGGAUACCUGGGAAUGAAGAUCGCCACCUACGCCAAUGCGCGCACCACAGUAGAAGCGCGGCGCGGAAUCGGCCCAGCCUUUGUCGUAGCAUUCCGCUCAGGAGCAGUGAUGGGCUUCCUGCUCGCCGCCAACGGACUCAUCGUGCUGUUCAUCACCAUCGUGCUCUUCCGUCUCUACUACGGCAACGACUGGGCGUCGCUCUUUGAGACCAUCACGGGGUACGGGCUCGGCGGCUCCAGCGUCGCGCUCUUCGGGCGCGUGGGCGGGGGGAUCUACACCAAGGCGGCGGACGUGGGCGCGGAUCUGGUGGGGAAGGUGGAGCGGAACAUUCCGGAAGACGACCCGAGGAACCCAGCUGUCAUAGCGGACAACGUGGGCGACAACGUCGGUGACAUCGCCGGCAUGGGCUCGGACCUCUUCGGCUCGUUCGCCGAGUCCACGUGCGCAGCCCUCGUGAUCGCGUCCAUCUCGUCCCUGGGCCAGACGCACAACUUCACGGCCAUGUGCUUCCCUCUCCUCGUGUCCGCGCUGGGCAUCCUCGUGUGCCUCUUCACCACGCUCUUUGCCACCGACUGGUUCCACGUCACUGAGGCCCGCCACGUGGAGCCGCAGCUCAAGGCACAGCUGCUCAUCAGCACCGUGCUCAUGACGCCGCUCGUGCUGGGGCUGUGCUAUCUCGCACUGCCGUCGUCGUUCACCAUUGUGGUGGCGGGGGAGGAGGCGGACAAGACGGCGCAGAACUGGCAGAUUUUUUUCUGUGUGGCCUCGGGGCUGUGGGGCGGGCUGCUUAUUGGCUAUGUCACCGAGUACUUCACCAGCCACGCCUAUUCCCCUGUGAGGGACGUGGCAGACUCGUGCCGCACGGGAGCAGCAACCAACAUCAUCUUCGGGCUAGCCCUGGGCUACAAGUCCGUGAUCAUUCCCGUCUUCGCCAUCGCAGUCGCCAUCUACAUCAGCUACGCCAUCGCCGCCAUGUACGGGGUCGCCCUGGCCGCCCUGGGCAUGCUCUCCACGCUCGCUACUGGGCUUGCUAUUGACGCGUAUGGGCCGAUCUCGGACAAUGCCGGGGGGAUUGCGGAGAUGGCUGGGCUUGGGGCGGACGUGAGGGAGCGGACUGAUGCGCUGGACUCUGCUGGGAACACAACUGCUGCCAUUGGCAAGGGAUUUGCCAUCGGGUCAGCAGCGCUGGUGUCACUGGCUCUGUUUGGAGCGUAUGUGAGCCGCGCAGAGGUCACCAACAUCCUCAUCACCAACCCGCAGACAUUUGUUGGCCUGCUAGUGGGUGCCAUGCUGCCAUACUGGUUCAGUGCCAUGACCAUGAAGAGCGUGGGCAAGGCGGCGCUAGCGAUGGUGGACGAGGUGCGGCGGCAGUUUGACACCAUCCCGGGCCUCAUGGAGGGCACCGCCCGCCCCGACUACCGCAAGUGCGUGCAGAUCUCCACCAAGGCCUCGCUCAAUGAGAUGCUGCCACCUGGCGCGCUCGUGCUCCUCGCACCGAUCAUCACAGGGGUUCUCUUCGGGACGGCAACGCUGGCAGGGCUCCUGGCAGGGGCGCUGGUGUCUGGGGUGCAGAUGGCGGUGUCGGCGAGUAACACGGGCGGCGCGUGGGACAAUGCGAAGAAAUACAUCGAAGCGGGGAUGUCGGAGCACGCGCAGUCGCUGGGGCCCAAGGGGUCAGAGGCGCACAAGGCAGCGGUGAUCGGGGAUACUGUGGGUGAUCCGCUCAAGGAUACAUCCGGGCCGUCACUGAACAUUCUUAUCAAGCUGAUGGCCGUUGAAUCGCUGGGGUCGGAGGCGCACAAGGCAGCGGUGAUCGGGGAUACUGUGGGGGACUUGCUCAAGGAUACAUCCGGGCCGUCGCUGAAUAUUCUCAUCAAGCUGAUGGCUGUUGAGUCGCUGGUGCUGGCGCCUUUCUUUGUGGCGCACGGCGGGCUCAUUUGGGGCAAGUCCAAUCGCCUCGCCCCCCUGCUCGCCCCCCUGCUCGGCCCCCUGCUAGCCCCCCCUGCUGCCCCCCUGCUCGCCCCCCUGCUCGCCUCCCUGCUCGCCCCCCUGCUCGCCUCCCUGCUCACCUUCCUGCUCGCCUCCCUGCUCUCCCCCCUGCUCUCUCCCCUGCUCGACCCCCUGCUCGCCUCCCUGCUCUCCCCCCUGCUCUCUCCCCUGCUCUCCCCCCUGCUCUCUCCCCUGCUCGCCUCCCUGCUCGCCCCCCUGCUCUCCCCCCUGCUCGCCCCCCUGCUCUCCCCCCUGCACGCCUCCCUGCCCGCCCCCCUGCUGUCCCCCUGCUGCACCCCUGCUCGACUUCCUGCUCGCCCCCCUGCUCGCCUCGCCCGCCUGCUCCUCCCCCCCAGACCUGCCUUCCUCAUCUGCCCCUCUUCCUCUCUUCCUCCCCCCUCUCCUCGGCACUUUCCUGCUUUUAUCAUUCAGCCGCUUAAUCUCUCCUUCCGAACCAGGGCAGCCAUAACAGCCUCAAUGGCAGACAGGGCAGCAGAGCUGGCCCCGGCCCCUCAAGGUGCCUCCGCCCCUCUUCGCUCGCUGGCUCCCCACGUUCUUCUGCUCCAAUCAAAUAUCUAUCUCUCCCCCUUCCACUCCCCCUGCAACUCCCCCACCCCCUUCCCCUCCAACCUCCUCUCCCCCUCCUCCUCCCCCUCCCCCUCCCUGUCCCCCCUCUCCUGCCCCUUCGUCUUUGCCAUACUCUUCCUGCUCCUCUCCCCCUUCCUCUCCCCGCCUUCCUCACCUUUCCGUUUCCUCCCCCCCUGCCCCUGCCCUUGCCCCUUCGGCCCCAUCCUGCUCGCUGCCCUCCUCCACAUCUUUCAUUUCCGGCUACUCGCGGAAUGA
Molecule: messenger RNA, 3252 nt
Organism: Closterium sp. Naga37s-1
Lineage: Eukaryota; Viridiplantae; Streptophyta; Zygnematophyceae; Desmidiales; Closteriaceae
Source: the annotation of a GenBank genome assembly